Messenger RNA from Arvicola amphibius (Eurasian water vole), 843 nucleotides. Its product is annotated as B-cell receptor-associated protein 31-like. Gene Ontology annotation, cellular component: endoplasmic reticulum; endoplasmic reticulum membrane. The coding region runs from base 4 to 741 and encodes 245 amino acids. The record is from RefSeq and is a predicted model, not a curated record. The transcript has a single exon. Gene Ontology annotation, biological process: intracellular protein transport; endoplasmic reticulum to Golgi vesicle-mediated transport. Lineage: Eukaryota; Metazoa; Chordata; Mammalia; Rodentia; Cricetidae.
AGGAUGAGUCUACAGUGGACUGCAGUUGCCACCUUCCUCUACGCAGAGGUCUUUGCUGUGUUGCUUCUCUGUAUUCCCUUCAUUUCCCCUAAAAGAUGGCAGAAGAUUUUCAAAUCCCAGCUGGUCGAGCUGGUAGGGACCUAUGGCAACACCUUCUUUGUGGUUCUCAUCGUCAUCCUUGUGCUGUUGGUCAUUGAUGCUGCACUUGAGAUCCGGAAAUAUGAUGAUGUGACAGAAAAGGUGAACCUCCAGAACAAUCCAGGGGCCAUGGAGCACUUCCACAUGAAGCUUUUCCGUGCUCAGAGGAAUCUCUAUAUUGCUGGCUUUUCCUUGCUGCUGUCCUUCUUACUUAGACGCCUGGUAACUCUCAUCUCCCAGCAGGCCACACUAUUGGCCUCCAAUGAAGCCUUUAAAAAGCAAGCAGAAAGUGCCAGUGAGACGGCCAAGAAAUACAUGGAGGAGAAUGACCAGCUAAAGAAGGGAGCUGCUGAAGACGGAGGCAAGUUGGAUGUUGGGAGUGCUGAGGUGAAGUUAGAGGAGAACAAGAGCCUGAAGAAUGACUUGAAGAAGCUAAAGGAUGAGCUGGCCAACAGCAAGAAAAAGCUAGAGAAAGCUGAAAACGAGGCUCUGGCCAAGCAGAAGCAGUCUGAGGGCCUUACCAAGGAGUACGACCGUCUGCUGGAAGAGCACGCCAAGCUGCAGGCCUUAGUACGUGGUCCCUCGGACAAGAAGGAGGAGUAAAGGCUUGUUUCUCCCCCUCCCUGCAACUGGCUUCCUCCUGAUCCAUGCUCACUGUUUACUGAAAGCUUACCCUCUCCCUCUGGUAUUUGGGUUUAUCCCCUU